Molecule: messenger RNA, 669 nt
Organism: Adineta steineri
Lineage: Eukaryota; Metazoa; Rotifera; Eurotatoria; Adinetida; Adinetidae
Source: the annotation of a GenBank genome assembly
AUGAUAAGCCCAAAUGUAGGAAUCUGUGCGUCAGCUGUGUUGGCUUGUACCGAUGUUGUCCGAUGCAAUACGGAUAAUCGAACAUGUCCUGUUGAAAAUACAGUCUGCGUGAACAGUACACGAUGUGGUCAACCAGUCUGUUAUCCACUAGCGUUAGCAAAUAAACUCGUGUGUCCAAUAAAUACAACAGCUGCGACAACAACAACGACACGUGCAGGAGGCGUUACAAAUACAACUAGACCUACAACAAAAGCUAUCACUGCAACAGACUCCCGUUUUACACCGUCAACAGCUAAUUGCAGUAGUAUUGUAGCAACAAAUUGUACGACAACAACAUCGAUUGUUGCUGCUUGUCAAAGUUAUGAAGUAUCAUGGAAUAAUCAUUGUUAUUAUCUCGAUGGAUCAAAUGGCAGCUGCAUAACUGGUUAUAGCCUAGCAACGAAUGCUGUUUUAAAUUGCAUUAGUUCUCUAUUUAUUGGAAAAAAUUAUCGAAAUACCACAUCAAAUGAUUGUUGUAUCUUGACAGCAGAUACAUAUGAAUGUUUUGGACUCAAUGUUGAUUGUAACAAUCCAGGACCUUUUACUGAAGCCCCAGUAUUGGGUGGUGCUAAUUGCAUUAACCAAGUGCUUCGUUAUUCUCAACAGUUAACACUUUGUGGCAGUAAUUAA